Euleptes europaea (tarantolino) is the source of this 1455-nucleotide messenger RNA. It is a transcript of the gene ETV7, whose product is annotated as ETS variant transcription factor 7. Gene Ontology annotation, molecular function: sequence-specific DNA binding; DNA-binding transcription factor activity, RNA polymerase II-specific. Gene Ontology annotation, biological process: cell differentiation; regulation of transcription by RNA polymerase II. NCBI's taxonomy places the organism in Eukaryota, Metazoa, Chordata, Lepidosauria, Squamata, Sphaerodactylidae. The transcript has 9 exons. The record is from RefSeq and is a predicted model, not a curated record. Gene Ontology annotation, cellular component: nucleus. The coding region runs from base 1 to 1449 and encodes 482 amino acids.
AUGGGGAAAACGCGCGUCCAGAGAGCAGCACGUCCAAAGCAAAACCCGCCAGGCAUCAGCGUCCUCUGCUGGUUCCUGCUCCCCCUCGGCCGCCCUCUGCCAGACCGGCCCGCGGCGGGCAGGCGCGGCGGAGCGGCGAUCCCCCUUGCGGUUGCUGCUGCUUCGCGGUCCGCACCCCCGCCGCGCUCGCAUCGGGCUGCUUUCGUUUUCGUUUCCCGGAAGGACGACCCGGCCGCCCACGCUGCUCGCCAGCUGCCCCUGCAAGGGGCUGGCGGGGCUCGGGGCGGAGGAGCGCGCGGCGACCAUCCGAUCCCGGCCCCCUGGAGCAGAGGCGCCACCUCCAGCUGUCAUGCAGCUAUGAGUAAAGACCCCUGCUAUAUCACCAAACCAAACACUCAUGUCCCAUACGAGGCUGAGAACAGAGAGGGCGAAGUUGCAGCCAGUUCUUCAAGUCCUGUGACAGUUUCUACUUUGCCCCAACAUCUGCAGCCCACAUCUGUGACAGUGUUACAGCCACUCUAUGAGGGGCAAAUCUGCACGUUACCAGGCCAUCUCAGGAUCCAGCCCUCUCUGUGGAGCAAGGAUGAUGUGAUUCACUGGUUAAGAUGGGCGGAAAAGGAAUAUUCACUCAGGGAAACUGAUGGAAAUAAAUUUGAAAUGAAUGGAAAAGCUCUUUGCAUUCUCACCAAAGAAGAUUUCAGAUUCCGGGCUCCUAAUUCAGGAGAUGUUUUGUAUGAGUUACUCCAAUAUAUUAAGACCCAGAGAAGAGCACUUGUUUGCAGCCCUUUCUUUAACUCUCCCUUCAGGGACACAGACCAUACGCAGACCCAGAACGCCUCAGAAGGCAUGAAGGGCAAGUUAGAAGGUCACCCAGCAGGUGGCCAUCCACUGCCUACGGAAUGUUUGUUGGUCACAACGGGUCAUCCAGGCCAUGCAGAACAAUCUAGAUCACCUACCAAAACGUUCUGUGCUCCUGGGGCAAAUAGUCUCUCACACCGAGAUCGCAGUACAGAGGUCAAAUACAGCACAAAUGUUGUCUACUCAUUUCCUGUGACAUCACCAGCUCCAGUCAGUGGCAAAAUUGCCGACUGCAGGUUACUCUGGGAUUAUGUCUAUCAGCUCCUCUGUGACAGCCGAUAUGAAUCCUUUAUCAAAUGGGAAGAUAAAGAAGCCAAGAUCUUUCGGGUGGUUGACCCCAAUGGACUAGCCAAGCUGUGGGGAAAUCACAAGAACCGUAUGAACAUGACAUAUGAGAAGAUGUCAAGAGCUCUGAGGCAUUACUAUAAACUCAACAUAAUCAAAAAGGAACCAGGACAGAAACUUUUAUUCAGAUUUCUGAAAACUCCUGGAGAGGUGAAAUCUGACAAGUCCAGUAAAUUUGACCAGCUGGACAACGAAGAGCAGGAAGGGGAGGACUGGAAAGAAGAGGGGUUGGAAAUCUCACCCUAGAGGGCU